ACAGGACUGGCUGAGAUUCUGAAAUUCUAGGAGGAGUACAUCUCAAUACCGUGUCUCCUGCCCAUUUGUGAGCAAACGGAUGUGACUGGAAGAAGCAAAGUUAUAUCUACACCAAAAGAAGCACAAAAGAAAAAUUGAGCACAAUGGUCAAUUUCAGCUUGACACUGCUAUCCCUUGUGGCUGGUGUAAAGGGAUAUGACGGAUCACCCAAUGGAACUGUCUCACCCGAGAAGAAAUCUCCUUGUUACGAUCAAGGAUUGGAUAACGAAGUGUUUAUUUUCGCCAUCUUCACAAUGCUUUUUUGUGUUUUGGGAAUUUUGGGCAAUGGGGUUGUCAUCUGGCUGCUUGGCUUUGGCAUUAAGAGGAAUACGUUCGCCUUUUACAUUCUAAACCUGUCCAUUGCUGACUUUGGUUUGGUCACAGCUGAACUGACGAUUGAAAUACAUUGGCUUUUCGUACACUUGUACUGUGGUUUUCCCUACGUGUUAUUUCAAAGUGCCUUCCUCUUUAUGUACACAGCUGGCCAAUUUCUACUGACAAUCAUCAGCAUUGACAGAUGCGCCUCUGUCCUCUUCCCAAUUUGGUAUCGUUGCCACCGGCCAAACCACUGGUUCACCACUGCAUGUACUGUGAUAUGGGUCCUCUCCUUCCUAAUCAGUGGAACUCAAUUCAUUCUCAUCCUUAUGCCGGGCCUUGAAAAAGCUCCCCUAAUGUACCAGUUCAUCAUAAAUGCUGUGCUUUGCCUGCCACUCAUGAUCAUCUCCAGUCUGACCCUGUUCAUCAAAGUCUACUUAAUAUCCAAACAGAAGAUGCGGGGAAAACUUUUAAUAGCCAUCUUGCUCACUCUUUUCUUCUUUGUGAUUUUGGCUUUUCCACUGAAUGCCUUUUACUUUACUAUUUAUUUGCUCCAUGACAUACAUCCCAAUCUUGUACAUUAUGGCUACUUAUGUGCCUGUAUAAACAGCAGCAUUAACCCCCUGAUCUAUUACUUGGUUGGGAGACAGAGGAAGGUGGGCGCUAAGAGGAACCUGAAAGACAUACUCCAGAAGGUGUUCAAGGAGGAGGAUACCUGUUCAGCCGAAAUGGAGACCUCUGAAAGUAAAAUCUGAUGGCUUCAAGAGAUGAAAUCUUACAAUUUUAUCAUAGAUCU
Molecule: messenger RNA, 1150 nt
Organism: Elgaria multicarinata webbii
Lineage: Eukaryota; Metazoa; Chordata; Lepidosauria; Squamata; Anguidae
Product: mas-related G-protein coupled receptor member H-like
Exons: 2
Coding region: 144-1109 (321 amino acids)
Biological process (GO): G protein-coupled receptor signaling pathway
Cellular component (GO): membrane
Molecular function (GO): G protein-coupled receptor activity
Source: RefSeq, a predicted model, not a curated record